Hyaloscypha bicolor E is the source of this 774-nucleotide messenger RNA. RefSeq lists its product as uncharacterized. The record is from RefSeq and is a predicted model, not a curated record. Bases 1 to 774 code for a protein of 257 amino acids. The transcript has a single exon. Lineage: Eukaryota; Fungi; Ascomycota; Leotiomycetes; Helotiales; Hyaloscyphaceae.
AUGAUACCUCCAACCCCGGCACAAACCACCUUUCCCCGGUUCUCAGUCCUUCCUACGGAACUGAGGCAGAAGAUCUUCCUCCAUGCAACAACAAUCCGCCGGACCCUUCCCCUAACCUACGACCCCACCACAAAAACUUUCCACUCGCCAACCCCACCUCCGGUUGUUCUCUCAACAACCCACUCCUCCCGCCUCUCCGCCCUGAAUCAAUACACCCUCUCCUUCGGCACCUACGCCUCUUCACCCAAAAUCUACUUCAACCCCCACUUCGACACCCUCUACCUCCCCCGGCAUCUUGAAAUGGGCUACGACUCAACCUUACGAGAUUUUCGUUCCUUGGUCAAGGACCCCUCUUCCUUACUCGACGAAGUACGCACCGUGGCAGUCGAUCAUGUCCGCGGGGAUAUUAAGCGGCCGUGGGAAGCUUAUAACAAAGCUUCAUUCCUCCGCUCCUUCCCUAAACUAGAUGAAAUUAUUAUCGUUUUGGGUGAUGAGAAAGGGGACGGGGAAGAGAUUGGAGUUAAUGAGGAAGUCGAGUUUGUGGAGCCGAAAGGGGAUCCGGAGAGGCUGUUGAAGAUGUGGUAUCAUUUCCGCCAGAGUUUUUUGCAGGAGGAGAGGUUGUUGGAGGAGGUUUGUAGGGAGAGUGGGAGGGAGUAUGAGAAAUUUAAUCUUCCGGUUGUGAAUAUUAAGAGGAAGAUUAGGAAGACGAUUGGUGAUGAGAGGGAGAAGGGAGUUGUGGGGCUUAAGGAGGCUUUAGAGGGGAUGAGAUUGUAA